AUGGCUGGCCGUAAGACGUUGUUGGCUCCCAUUCACUUCAUUUUCAGUCUGCUGCAGAAGCGCAGUACUGUCUCUGUCUGGCUGUAUGAGCAGCUGGCAUUCCGGAUAGAGGGGAAGAUUCGGGGCUUUGAUGAGUUCAUGAACCUGGUCAUUGACGAUGCUGUGGAAGUGCGCCUUGCCACCAAGACAGAGGAGGAGAAGCGCCGGCCCUUAGGCCAGAUCCUCCUCAAGGGCGACAAUGUCUCGCUCAUCCAAGCCGUUUGA
Penicillium arizonense is the source of this 264-nucleotide messenger RNA. Its product is annotated as small nuclear ribonucleoprotein E. Lineage: Eukaryota; Fungi; Ascomycota; Eurotiomycetes; Eurotiales; Aspergillaceae. The coding region runs from base 1 to 264 and encodes 87 amino acids. Gene Ontology annotation, molecular function: RNA binding. The transcript is spliced from 3 exons. Gene Ontology annotation, cellular component: U4/U6 x U5 tri-snRNP complex; U4 snRNP; U2 snRNP. The record is from RefSeq and is a predicted model, not a curated record. Gene Ontology annotation, biological process: spliceosomal snRNP assembly; mRNA splicing, via spliceosome.